Molecule: messenger RNA, 1407 nt
Organism: Didymella exigua CBS 183.55
Lineage: Eukaryota; Fungi; Ascomycota; Dothideomycetes; Pleosporales; Didymellaceae
Exons: 4
Coding region: 1-1407 (468 amino acids)
Molecular function (GO): syntaxin binding
Source: RefSeq, a predicted model, not a curated record
AUGCCGCCCGUGCCGGCGAAGAAGCAGCCCAAGCCGAGGAAGGCGCCCGAUCCGGCGGACCAGCACCGGCAGGCCGCGCCCCGCAAGGCGGCCGACCCGUCGGAGCAGCAGAAGCAGAUCCAGGCCAAGAUUGCGCAGCUCGAGCUCGACGCGGCCGGCGACAAGGAGCAGGAGCUGGAAGUCGAGCGCGAGGUCAAGAAGGCGAACCGCGAGAUGCAGUCGCUGCUCACCCACAUGGACGGCCCGCUGGCCCAGUUGACGGCGCUGCAGAAAAAGUACACGGAGCUGCUCUCCGACAUGAAGCGCAUGGAGCGCGAGCACGCCAAGGCAAAGAAGCGCGGCGACCAGCUGCAGAAGGAAAAGGACGCCCAGCGCGCUGAGCUGGCCAAGCUCACCACGCUCAAGGACAAGCUCGACAAGCUGUCGCGCGACUUUGCCAAGGAGAACAAGAAGCUCAAGGACGAGCUGCACAAGCUCGAGACGACCGAGUCGGCCGCCCGCCACGAUCUGCACACCCGCCUCGAGACGCUCGUCGCCGACGUCGACGACUGCAUACGCGCCGCCGAGGGGCCCGACGGCCACGACGACCGCGACCUGGAGCUGGACGAAGCGUUCCGCCUCAAGUUCAAGUCGUUUGUCGACCAGUACGAGCUGCGCGAGCUGCAGUUCCACUCGCUGCUGCGCACCAAGGAGCUGGAGAUCCAGUACCAGAUGGCCCGCCUGGACCAGCAGCGCAAGCAGCAGGAAGCCGAGUCGUCCAAGUCGCACCAGCUGACGCGGCAAGUGUCGACGUUUUCGCAGACCGAGACGGAGCUGCGCACGCAGCUGAACAUUUACGUGGAGAAAUUCAAGCAGGUCGAGGAGACGCUCAACAACUCCAACGACCUGUUCCUGACCUUCCGCAAGGAAAUGGAGGAAAUGUCCAAGAAGACCAAGCGCCUGGAGAAGGAGAACCAGGCUCUGCAGCGCCACAAGGACAUCACCAACCGCAACAUUGGCGAGAUGGUCGACGAGCGCCAGCGCAUGCAGGACGAGCUCGCCCGCACCGCCAAAGUCGCCGACGACCAGCGCAGGAAAAUCGCCCGCCUUGAGACCCUGUGCCGCGGCAUGCAGGCGCAGGGCCGCGGACAGGUGCCUAUGCCGAGACUCGAGGACGAGGAUGAGGACGAGGAUGACGAUGUUACCGAGAGCGAGUACGAGUACGACGACGAGGGGAGCGCAGAGUACGACGACGAUACCGAGGAGGAUCCCGUCGACCCGCCCGAGCGCCGCCCGUUUGGGCCGCCGCCGCCGCCGGCUGUGGGUGGGGGUGGGGGCGGGGUGGCGAAUGGGGUGGUGAAUGGGCAGGGAGUGAAUGGGCAGGCAGGGAAACAGCACAAGGGGCAGGUGAACGGCGUCAAGCGGUGA